Molecule: messenger RNA, 2163 nt
Organism: Phaeoacremonium minimum UCRPA7
Lineage: Eukaryota; Fungi; Ascomycota; Sordariomycetes; Togniniales; Togniniaceae
Product: putative mannosyl-oligosaccharide -alpha-mannosidase protein
Exons: 2
Coding region: 1-2163 (720 amino acids)
Biological process (GO): N-glycan processing; carbohydrate metabolic process
Cellular component (GO): endoplasmic reticulum; membrane
Molecular function (GO): calcium ion binding; mannosyl-oligosaccharide 1,2-alpha-mannosidase activity
Source: RefSeq, a predicted model, not a curated record
AUGAACGUUCGCGACCCUUUCAACCUCCACCGAACCCCCGGCCCAGCGCUGGCCAUCCUCCGAGCGACCCGGACCACCGCCGCGCAGGUGGCCACGCAGGUUGCGACUCAGGUCGCCGAGAAGAGCAAGCAGGUGGUCGAGCAGGCGUCCCAGGCUGUCGAGGAAAUGGCCUUCUCUGUGCCCAAAAAUGUGCCUUCGUUCACGAAUCCGCAGCGACUAGCCGAAGACCAACUCUGGGCGUCGUCCAACGUCAACCGCCGGGGCGGCGGGCACGGCCAGUCCUCGAACGGGGGCAUCCUUGGGGAGGGCCUCGACAGAGUCGGGGGCUUCCUCAACCCCAACCGCAACUCGCUACCGAUGUACAAGGACAAGCCGUACGGGUACCCGGCGAGUCAGCGGGCGAGGCCCGUCUACAGGAGGAAGAGAGUGCUGCUCAUCUUCUUUGCGGUGCUGAUGAGUCUGCUGUACUGGUCCGGCUUCUUCGGCAGAGAUCAAGAGGCAAUCUCUACACAUCUAAAGGGCCUAGGUUGGCUGAAGUCAGAAGGCAAGGGAAGGAGCAAGGCAGACUGGUCGAAGCGGAGGGAACGUGUGGUCGAGGCGUUCGAGUUGAGCUGGGAUGCUUACGAACGAUAUGCCUGGGGCUACGACGAAUUCCAUCCCAUCUCGAAGAAGGGAGACCAGAUGGCAUCCAAGGGUCUGGGAUGGAUCAUUAUCGAUGCCCUGGAUACAAUGAUGCUCAUGAACCUCACAUCUCGACUAACACAUGCGAGGGAGUGGCUGGCUAAGGACUUGACCUAUGAUCAAGAUCAAGAUGUCAACACAUUCGAGACAACUAUCCGUAUGAUGGGCGGCCUGCUUAGUGCGCACUACCUAUCCAACGAGUAUCCCCAUCUCGCACCUAUUAAGGAUGAUGACCCGGGCGCACCUGGCGAGGAUCUAUACCUUGAGAAGGCUAAAGACCUUGCGGAUAGAUUGAUAACAGCUUUCGAUACGCCCUCAGGGGUUCCAUAUGCCAGUGUCAACCUUGGGAAGUUUGAAGGCCUGCCGUCACAUGCUGACGGCGGUGCCUCAUCCACCGCAGAGACCACAACUCUGCAACUCGAGUUCAAGUACCUUGCCAAAUUGACCGGCGAAAAGAUGUUCUGGGAUAAGGCUGAGAAGGUCAUGGAGGUGGUCGACGGCAAUGGUGUAAAAGAUGGUCUGGUUCCUAUUUAUAUCUACGCUACAAACGGCCAUUUCAGGGGCGAGAACAUCCGCCUGGGCAGCCGUGGAGACUCUUACUACGAAUACCUGAUCAAGCAAUAUCUGCAGACAAACAAGCAGGAAUCGGUCUAUCUGGAGAUGUGGGACGAGGCACUGGCGGGUGUACGCAAGCACCUUGUCACUUACACUGAGCCUUCGCAUUUUACAAUUAUUGGCGAACGUCCGGACGGCUUAGAAAAGGCGCUGUCGCCUAAGAUGGACCAUCUUGUAUGCUUCAUGCCUGGAACGAUUGCCCUUGCGGCAACCGAGGGCCUUACUGAACAAGAAGCGAGAAAGCUCCCCACCUGGAGCAAGAAGAAGGACAAGGACAUGAAGCUUGCCCGGGAGCUGAUGCAGACCUGCUGGGGCAUGUACAAGUACAUGGCAACUGGACUUGCUGCAGAGAUCACAUAUUUCCACAUCAGCGACCCCCCGCUGAAGGAGUCGGCGCCACACGAGGCGCCAGCAGACUUUGACCCAAGUCCGGACGCACAAUGGCGCAAGGACUUCAGCGUCAAGGCGUUUGACUCGCACAACCUCCAACGCCCAGAGACGGUGGAGAGCUUGUUCUACAUGUGGCGGAUAACGGGGGAUGUCAAGUAUCGCGAAUGGGGCUGGGAGAUGUUCAAGUCGUUCAUGAACUACACGGCGGUCGAGGAGGGAGGCGGCUUCACGAGUCUGUCGAAUGCCAAUGUGAUUCCACCGGUGACAAAGGACAACAUGGAAAGCUUUUGGCUGGCGGAAACCCUGAAGUACUUCUACCUGCUCUUCUCGCCCAACGACCUCCUCCCGCUGGACAAGGUGGUCAUCAACACCGAGGCGCACCCCUUCCCGCGGUUCGACAUGGGCCAGCUGUUCUCGACGGGCUGGAAGCGGAAGCAGAGGGAUCUGAAUGGCAACAUCGUAGAGCUGGGCCAGUAG